AUGGCUUACCUGUCGCCGGAUACAGCCCGUAAUGGGGGCGGAAGUCAAAUUUCUCUUGAUCAAAGUAUCUCGGCUCAAAGUAGUGAGGAAAUAAGCCAACAAGAUGUCAAGCAACAAAUUGAGAAUCGCACAGCCAAUCCUUUCUUACUGUCCUUGAAGCAGCUGCGGGUUAUGCUUAAGCGUAAUGCCAUAUUACAGAUUCGUUACCGCAAAUCGACCAUCGCUCAAAUAUUCCUGGGUCCACUCAUAUUCAUCCUAUUGCUAUUCAUUCUAAACGAAGCUGACAAAGCAAACGUAAAAAAGUCAAACCGUCACCCCAUACCAUAUGAUCUCGAUGGUGUCGUUCGUUGUCAAGGGAGAAACGAGGGAGAUCCAUGUAUAAAUAUUCUAUUUACUCCCGACAAUCCUGAAAAUAGACAAAUUCUACAAAUCUUUUCUGCCAAGAAUGCACAGAGAACGGGAGAAGCACCACUAAAUAUCGAAAGCGUGAACUUGGCUCUGACCGAUGUACCGACAGACAACCUCGGCAUAAUACCCGUCCCAAACGCGCAAUUCAUCUACGACUACACACUCCAAAAUCCAAACACUACAUUGUUCGGUAUAGAAUUCACCACUGUUCACCAACCGACAACUAAUUACCGCUACCAGAUCUGGUUUAACAGCACUCAAUCCGCUAACAACUCUGAUGUAUUCAGUGAUCAAAUAGUCGCCUUUCAACGUGGCCUUGACGAAGCCAUCAUUGCUGUUGCUACUAAUUCCGGACAAACGGUAGACACCACGCCAACGUUUAACGUGCAACUCAAAGACUGGCCAAAAGUGCCGCCUUCUGUGGUCGGAGAUGAGAUUGUUGGUUCACUUGGGAGUUUGUUCUUCUUCUGUGCGGAGAUGAUCAUCUUUAUUGUUGUGCUGAACACGAUCGUUACCGAAAAAGAACAAAAGCUGAGAGAUAGUUUGAUUAUGAUGGGGCUGAAGGUCGAAGUGUACUGGUUAAGCUAUCUGUUAUCGAACGCCUGGCUUGUGAUUAUCUGUUCUAUUAUUACCUGCUUCCUGGGAUUCAUAUUUCGAUUCGAAGUGUUCACAAAUACCAACUUCCUUGUUCUGAUAAUAACGUUUAUUCUUUUUGGCAUGGCAAUGGUAUCAUUUGCUUUCUUCAUUACUGUCUGGUGCAGAAAGGCUCGUGUGGCAGUAUUGAACGGUAUCUUUGUCUUUAUCAUUGGAUUGCUUUUCCAAUCAUUCGUCUUCUCGAACAACUUUGUCGGAUAUAUCUGGUGGGAUGUAAAGACCGCGUCAUAUUUUCGGCACAUCUUCUCGCUCCUACCCUUUUUCAAUUUUGGAAAAAUCUACCUUGACAUCUCUAAACUAUCAACCGGAAAAUUCGACUUUCUAACGGAAACUAUUAUUAAAGGACCAGGAUUUAAAUGGCAUGAUCUUUUUAACCCUAUUCCAAACGAAUACCUUCCCACGUAUGAUGCAGCCGGACGCACACCUCUCGUGCCUCCACCCGUGCAGAGUUGGUAUUUGUUAUUAAUGGAUAUUGGCCUUUACUGUCUGCUCACUUGGUAUUUCGACAAGAUUUUGCCAGACGAAUUUGGUACUCGUCGUAGUCCCGUAUUCUUCUUGUAUCCCAGUUUCUGGGGAAUUAAAUUCAAAAGGAACACUAAUACUGAACAAUUGUUGGCCAAACUCCAGAAGAAACCAGAUGAUGAUGAUCCCGACUAUAAAGAAGAUGAAGAUGUAGCCGCCGAGAGACUUGUUGCUUUUGAUCCUAGUCAGGAUGUGGCCUUGCGUAUUUGCAACUUGCGUAAAGUUUAUCGCCAAUCUUGGUUGUAUAAGAGUAAAUUAGAUAAAGUGGCGGUGAGAGAUCUCUGUCUCGCUCUCAAGGAAGGUAAAUGUCUUGCCCUACUCGGACAGAAUGGGGCCGGUAAGAGUACUACCAUGAACAUUCUCUCUGGAUUAACUCCCGCUACUAGUGGCGAUGCGCUGUUGUAUGGAUACAGCGUCCGCAAUGAGAUGGACUCUAUUCGCAAAAUCAUGGGCGUAUGUCCCCAGCAUGAUAUUCUAUUUAAUGAUCUUACUGCAAGAGAACACAUUGAGCUAUAUGCGGGAAUUAAGAACGUUCCAGCGGAUGAAAUCAAGAAGCUUACCGAAGAGAGAUUGGCGGCUGUUAGACUCACCAAAGUAGCUGACAAGCCAGCUGGCACUUAUAGUGGAGGCAUGAAGCGUCGUCUCAGUAUGCUUAUCUCUACAAUAGGGGACCCACGCAUUAUCUUCCUUGAUGAACCCACAACUGGUAUGGACCCAGUGAAUCGCCGUCACGUAUGGUCGUUUAUCGAAAACUUCAAACGCGGCCGUGUUAUCGUGCUGACCACCCAUUCUAUGGAGGAAGCUGAUGUGCUUGGUGACCGCAUAUCUAUUAUGGCUCAUGGGAGGUUGCGUGCAUUGGGCAACGCUAUUCAUUUGAAAAACCGAUUCGGCGCCGGAUAUCGUGUUUCUCUUGUUUGUCAUCCAUCCGAUGCUCCUCUUUUAAAAUCCCGCGUAGAGGCUAGAGUGAGUGAGGCAAAACUAGAGGAUGACAGUGCCGGCGCAUUGAUAUACGAAAUACCAGCGUCUUCAAUGCAUAUUCUUCCCAACUUGAUUAUGUGGAUGGAGGAUAACAAAGAGGCGAGUACAGCCGAGCCGACUAAGAAGUUGAUCAAGGCAUGGGGAGUGAGUCAAAAGAGUUUGGAAGAGGCAUUCUUGAGAUUGAUUCGGGAAGCUAAUCCCAAUGGGUACCAAGGAUACGAAAUGGAUGAAGAGAAAUUAAAUUAA
Molecule: messenger RNA, 2808 nt
Organism: Paraglomus occultum
Lineage: Eukaryota; Fungi; Glomeromycota; Glomeromycetes; Paraglomerales; Paraglomeraceae
Source: the annotation of a GenBank genome assembly